Acaulospora colombiana is the source of this 690-nucleotide messenger RNA. The record is from the annotation of a GenBank genome assembly. Lineage: Eukaryota; Fungi; Glomeromycota; Glomeromycetes; Diversisporales; Acaulosporaceae.
AAGUACGCUCACCUUCUAUACGGCACCAAGUUCACCGUUUACACCGACCAUAAACCUCUCGAGCAUUUUCUAAAACAAAAGUCUCUAUCAGCAAGACAACGGCGUUGGCUAGAUCAACUCUCUUACUUUGAUUUCGAUAUCAGCUAUGUCCAAGGGACCGCCAAUAUCAUCGCCGACGCGCUCUCAAGAAUUUAUUCCGAUGAACCUAAAGGUGUAAUUCGUGCCGCAUCUGAAUUUGUUACGGAUCCCGAUGAUCCUCUGAAGGAAACAGCCAUCUCGGACUUCCUUCGCCAGCGAACCGCCAAGUCCAGACCACUAUACACAGGUGACGCCAUCCAGACUGAACUCGAAGUCUUCGCCGUAACGCGAGGACAGAAAGCUACUGCUGAUAAAGCAGUAGCGGAGGGCAGAAUGGAGGGCACACCUGCUAAAAGACAAAACUCGAAAUCAGCCAGCAUCCCAAAACCUCUCGCAAGACCGGAUUCCAAUAUCGAAGACGAAGAAAUUGAUGACCUACCUGUUGAAUCCGAAGAAGAACUAAUCUUGGAUGGUGAAAGCGAAAGAAGUGAUGACGAAGGAAUGGUUGUUGUUCAAAGACCCAAAGAGCCUAACGAAACGAUGAACCCCAUACAAGAGCAAGCUCAGCAACCAGAAAACCCUUCCAAUAUUUCAACCUUUCCCUUGAGAUAA